AUGAGCGCCGUCGAUCCAACCUACCCGCUGUAUCCUGUCGCCUGCGCGCUAUCCGCCGCGAUGCUACUUUUAGUGUUGCUCGUCAACUUCACCCGAUCAUCGAGCUGGAACUUGGGGGUACAGUUCUUGUGCUUCUGGCUGUGUCUCGAAAACGCCACAUCGGCCGCGAACGCCAUUAUAUGGGCGGAUAACGCCGAAAUAAAACUGUACGUGUAUUGCGACAUUGUUUCUCAUUUACGAGUGAUCACAUACGUUGUCAAGCCCAUGGCAACGCUCAUCAUCACACGACGACUCUACUCGAUCGCGAAUGUGCAGUCAGUGGGGUUCCCUAGCAAAAUUAUGAGACGAUGGGAGCUAUGCGUAGAGUGGACUCUGGGCCUCAUAAUCCCCUUAUUGGUGGCCGGUCCUAUAUAUUAUGUCAACCAGGGCGCUCGAUUCGUGGUAUACGAAGGUGUCGGCUGUACUAACUUUUCCGAGUUCUCAAUACUUGAGAUUCUGAUCAGCAAGUCAUGGGCAGUCAUCCCUCCAUUGGUAUCGGUCGCCGUCUAUUAUCCGAAGGUCGUACGAACCUACUAUCGACAGAUGAGAGAUAUCAACAGCAUUCUACGUAGCCACGACGAGCACUUCACGCGCACAAGUUACACUCGCAUCCUCCGAGUCGUCCUCGCCAGCAUCGACAUCGUGCUCACUCUUCCCAUCGGAAUCGUGACCAUCGCGAUGGAAGUGGUGACGGCGCUCUCUCCUCCCAAGGACUUUCCCUUCUAUCCUGGCUGGACGUACCUGCACACCCGCUGGGACCCCUUCAGCUAUCCGUAUGCCGCACAAGAAGCCUUCGGUACUGCUUUUCUCGCGCAGAACUAUAUCGCCGAAUGGACCUCCCCCGUCCUCGCAUUCGCCAUCUUUGGACUCUUCGGCUUUACAUCCGGAGCGCGUGCAUCUUACUUGCGCGGCGUCUGCGUGAUGUGCAGCUUGUUGGGGUGGAGGUCUGACCCAAGCGACAGGAAGAGGAACAGGCAACUCGGCGAGAUCGAGUUCGCUGUGGCGCGUCCGCAGGAGACCAUUUCUGAUAUUGAACUCGGACUGCAUAUGCCCAAUUUUACCGAAACGUUCGCGCUCGUACCGAGCCAGAUCGAUCACUGCCCACAGGACACUACGGACGAUAAGUGA
This is a messenger RNA of Peniophora sp. CBMAI 1063, 1167 nucleotides long. Lineage: Eukaryota; Fungi; Basidiomycota; Agaricomycetes; Russulales; Peniophoraceae. The record is from the annotation of a GenBank genome assembly.